AUGGACACUACUGUCUUCUCAAGUGCUUCCUUUGAAGGUGCCUAUGUAGGCAAGAACAUUUAUCAGCCACUACUGGAAUCUUAUCAGAAGCUUUUCACCCACUAUGGAAAGCCAGUUCGCAUCAUCAACCCUAAUAAGAGAAACUGCAAUGCUGGAUACCUUGUUAAACAAGGCCUUCCUCCAUUAUUUGUUGCUCACUCUCUUCUUGAUGCAGUAUGGCUUCUACAACAGUCUUUGCCAGAAGACUCAGUUACAGAUCAGAUCUGGCAACAGCUCACUAAGGCUGAAGAAGAGGAAAAAGAAGAAGGAGAAGAGGAAGAAGAGGGAAGAGAGAGAGAAAAAGAGGAAAAAGAGGAGAAAAAAAAGAAUAGCAAGGGUAGCAAUAGGAAGCCUGUUACAACUACUGUGAGCAACCACAACCAGACAGUAGAGAAAAGACAGAAGCAAAGGGCAGAAGUGCAGAGGUCUAAGAAAAAGGAGGACCUUGGACUUGUUCAGCCAGCAACUACAGCAAACCCAAAAGAACAUGCUGCCUACCAGUCUAUCACACCUCAAGACUGCUCAGUAUACUCUUGGAUCUUCUUGCAGUCAUACAAGGAUGGAUCUACCUUCUACCAAGAGGCAAAGACACCUUACACACUGGCUGUGACUAUGAUCAAGAAGGCACGUGUUCUAGGAAAC
Messenger RNA from Macroventuria anomochaeta, 681 nucleotides. RefSeq lists its product as uncharacterized. The record is from RefSeq and is a predicted model, not a curated record. Lineage: Eukaryota; Fungi; Ascomycota; Dothideomycetes; Pleosporales; Didymellaceae. The annotation marks the transcript as partial. The transcript has 2 exons.